Messenger RNA from Diospyros lotus (date-plum), 1270 nucleotides. RefSeq names its product cyclin-dependent kinase inhibitor 4-like. Gene Ontology annotation, biological process: negative regulation of cyclin-dependent protein serine/threonine kinase activity. Lineage: Eukaryota; Viridiplantae; Streptophyta; Magnoliopsida; Ericales; Ebenaceae. The record is from RefSeq and is a predicted model, not a curated record. Gene Ontology annotation, cellular component: nucleus. Gene Ontology annotation, molecular function: cyclin-dependent protein serine/threonine kinase inhibitor activity. The coding region runs from base 137 to 826 and encodes 229 amino acids. The transcript is spliced from 3 exons.
GCACUGCGAGCUCUCUCUCUCUCUCUCUCUCUCUCUGAAACAGAGGACGAGAGUCUUCUCUUUCUCUCUCUAGUUUAUAGGCUUCCAUGAGAGGUCGAAGCCACCAGUGAGGAAGAGGAAGCUGAGUUAAGUGAUCAUGGUGAAGUCCACUAGGAAGGUGAAGAACACCGGGAAGGUUGCUGCUGGCGCCGAGGAGACUGAGUCGUCUGUCGGCGUUCGAACUCGAGCCAGAGCCCUAGCUCUGCAGCGUCCCCGGAUGAAGGUUCCGGCGGCUCCGACCGGAAACGGCGACGCCGGAUAUCUGCAGCUCCGGAGCCGCCGCCUCGAGAGGACCCCGAUGGGGAAGUCCAAGAAACAGAGGCCGGGAGCGGGAAGGAAGCGGGGUUCGGGGUCAAACCCUAACCCUAGCGGAAAGACAAGCUCUGAAUUGGUGGAGGAGACUCUGAAAGUGGCGGCAGAAGAGGAGGAGAAGCCAGACGGCAAGGGUGAUCUGACGGAGCUUGAUGGUUCGCCUGGAGAAAAUUCGCCGGAAUUGGGAGGCAUGGAGAGGAGCCAAAGGGAGACCACACCUUGCAACAUGAUCCAGGUUCCAGAGAGCAUGAGAACCCCUGGCUUUGCUAACAGAUUCAUGCGCCCAACUGAGGCUCAGAAGAGGAUCCGCAGUGCCAUACAAGCCAAUGCUGCAGUGAUAGACGAGGCCAUGGCUGAAUACUUCGGUUAUUCAGAGAAGGAGCUGCAGAAGCAGUUCAAGGAGAAGUACAACUUUGAUCCCGUGAAAGAGGAGCCCCUCCCCGGCCGCUAUGACUGGGUGAAGCUGAAGCCAUAGGCGGGUAGUUCUCCCGUCAAGACUGCAAAUAAACAGCUAAAUAUAUCAUUACUUAGCAAAGGCGGAAACAGUUGCAGCAGUAGUUCUUUUAGUUUUCCAUUGCCCAUUAUUAUUGCCUUCUUGACCUGUAAAGGAAUUAGGGGUGGAGGGAAGUGUAGAGCAGCCCAAUGAUCUGCCAACAUAACAAAACAGAUAACAGCAGGGUGUUUUUGUCCGACAGAUCGUCUGAAAGGGGAAAGGAAAUAGUUUUCUUGUUUUACAGUUGAAUGAAUAUAGGUCAGUCUAGGCUGUUGAUACAGAAAGUUUGUUGGGUUUUUCUAGUCUUUCUAGCUUUAUUAUGUCCUCCCCUUCGCUGUCUAUACUUGUACUGAUGAAACUCCUUGCAGCUAGUUAGCAGAGUCUCUGCAGUAAACAUGGCCUUUGUUGUUGUUAUCAUCAUCAUCA